Drosophila arizonae is the source of this 2154-nucleotide messenger RNA. It is a transcript of the gene Pect, whose product is annotated as phosphoethanolamine cytidylyltransferase. Gene Ontology annotation, biological process: phosphatidylethanolamine biosynthetic process. The record is from RefSeq and is a predicted model, not a curated record. Lineage: Eukaryota; Metazoa; Arthropoda; Insecta; Diptera; Drosophilidae. Gene Ontology annotation, molecular function: ethanolamine-phosphate cytidylyltransferase activity. Gene Ontology annotation, cellular component: cytoplasm.
GAGCGACUAGAACAUCAAAAUUACACGCACUUGAGAAAACCGAGGCGUUCGCGCGCUGAUAAGCAAAACAAAAACUAAGUAGCUGCUUCGGGACUGUCGAAAUAAAAUAUUAAACGUACUCACAACUCGACACAAACAACUUUAGGCGCUCGAACUGUGCACGUCGCCUCCGUUUCGUCGUAUAAUAAUCAAUGUGCUUUUAGUUCGGUAUUUUCAGUGUAUAUUUAAAAUCUAUGUACAUAUAUAAAUAAAUAUACAUAUAUAUGUAUUAUUCGUGAUUCUGGUUUAGGACAAUCUCUAGUCGAAAAGGAAAAUUCUAAAAUAAUUAAAUAAUAAUGAGUGACAAAUUAGUGAACGGUACUUGCAGCAGCAACGGCAAUGGCAAUGGUAACGGCGAUGCCAGCAACAAAAAAUGCAACGGUACAAGAAAGGAAGUGCGCGUAUGGUGCGAUGGCUGCUAUGAUAUGGUCCACUUUGGGCAUGCCAAUUCACUGCGACAAGCCAAGGCACUUGGCGAUAAAGUAAUUGUCGGCAUUCACACCGAUGAGGAGAUCACCAAACACAAGGGACCGCCCGUUUUCACCGAGGAGGAGCGCGUCAAAAUGGUGAAGGGCAUUAAGUGGGUCGACGAGGUGGUUCUCGGUGCGCCCUACGUGACCACUCUCGAGGUCCUCGACCAAAAUGACUGUGAUUUCUGUGUGCAUGGCGAUGACAUCACGAUGACUGCCGAGGGUGUCGACACAUAUCAUCUGGUCAAGUCGGCCAACCGUUACAAGGAAGUGAAGCGCACCGCUGGCGUUUCGACCACAGACCUGGUGGGUCGCAUGUUGUUGCUAACACGCAACCAUUUCCGUCAAGGCUCCGCCGAAUAUGAUAUCGAGAAAGAAGCAGCAAAACUUUUAAAAAUUCAACAACUGCAAUCCCGUUUAGGUUCAUCGAACAUGGGUCAGGAUUCGGCAGCCAAGAGUCCCUGGACCGGUUGCAGCCAGUUUUUGCCUACAACACAGAAGAUAAUCCAGUUUAGCGAUGGCAAAUCACCAAAUCCCGGCGAUAAGAUUGUUUAUGUGGCUGGCGCAUUUGAUCUCUUUCACGUGGGUCAUUUGGAUUUUCUGGAAAAGGCUAGAAAAUUGGGCGACUAUUUGAUUGUCGGCCUCCAUACAGAUCCCGUUGUCAAUUCUUAUAAGGGCAGCAACUAUCCCAUUAUGAAUCUGCAUGAGCGCGUGCUUAGCGUUUUGGCCUGCAAAUUUGUCAACGAGGUGGUCAUUGGUGCACCCUACUGUGUCACUGAGGAGCUGCUGGAUCACUUCAAGAUAGACGUGGUUUGCCAUGGACGCACACCGAUUGCUCUGGAGGAUGGGAAAGUUGAUCCAUACGCUGUGCCCAAGACUCGAGCCAUCUUUGAGCUGAUCGACUCUGGCAACGAUAUGACCACGGAGCGCAUUGUGGAGCGCAUAAUAUUGCAUCGGCUGGAGUACGAGCGCCGGAAUCAAGCCAAAGAAAAGAAGGAAAUCGAAGCGUUCGAGGCGCUGCAGCGACAAAAGCAAACGCAAAAGGCGGGUUAGACCCGAUUUUAAUACAAUAGACAAUGUUCUUUUUAGCUACCAUCUUUCUCGUUAAGUAUGUUUCGUUUUAUCGUUGUCAAUUCUUUUGCAUUUCGUUUUCUUUUUGUGUUGGGCAUUUGCGAAAGCAAACGCAGCAGCGGGCCCCGAUUAUUGCAUGCCCCACUACACACACAUUCACCGCUCACACUUACACAUACACAGCUGUAUACAAACUUGAUGUAUACAUAUAUAAUACCAUAUAUAGUAGCUUAUCAAAUCUAAAUUGUACGUAUGUAGGCUCAAAAUUUGUAAAUUCUUUUACUAUUUCUUAAGUGUAACGAGUGCGAACUCAACAAAAUUGUACGAAAUAUAUUUAAGUAAAAUCUAUAACAAACCAAUGUUCGUGAAUUAUUGUUUAUAUUCACCAACAAUCUAAUCAAUAAUUGGAGAUGCUAGUGGCUAGCUUUUGGAGCCAGCUUGCAGCUUCGAUCGAGCGUAAUCUCUACAAUUGUGUUUGCUGUAUGAAUUCCUUAGUUCAAAUCUAUGUCUGUGUACCAUUAUGUUUGCAUGUGUUUAGUUUGUAAAACAAUAUGUCAUUAAACUAUUGCCAAAA